Effrenium voratum is the source of this 1017-nucleotide messenger RNA. Lineage: Eukaryota; Dinophyceae; Suessiales; Symbiodiniaceae. The record is from the annotation of a GenBank genome assembly.
CAAGUUGCACGCCUUUGGCUUAAGCCCUUUGGCUGGCCUUUGCACAGGCCAGGCGUUUUUCGGGGCCAAUGGAGGCCGAGACCCCAGGGCCCGAUCGGGCUCGGAACAAGAGCGUCGAUGAAGAGAUCCAGGAAGCGCUGGAGUCGAUCUUGUCCAAGAAGAAUUUGGUCAAAGACCAGUUCUUGGCCAGCAAGAUGAACCCUCAGAUGUACAUCCCCAUCUCCGUGUUGCUGCUUCACCCACGGCUUCAAGCCCUUGCGGCGACGCCAGAGCAGGUGGUGGCCGCCGCGGCCAAGUCCAAGCGCUUGGGCGUGGAUGACCAGAAGUCCAUGGUCCGGCCAGUGCUGAAGUCCAAGCGGAAUGUGGUCAUCCUUCGGGACCUGCCAGAUGAUUCCACCGAGGCGGAGAUCAUGGCGCUGCUGCGCAGCGGGCCUUACGGCGAGAACGUGGUGAGCGUAAAGCCGGAGGUGAACAACACCUGGUUCCUGAAGUUCAACGUGGACGACGGGGCACAGGACGUGGUUUUGUGGCUGCGGUCCCAAAGCUUCAAGGGGAAGCCGGUGAAUGCCGCCAUCAAGUCCGAGCACUUCUUGCGGAGCUUCUUCCCGGUGAACCAGAGCAUGGGCUUUAUGCCUCCGGGGCUGCCUCCCAUGGACGAGGGCCCGGGCUUCGGCGGCAAGGGCGGCUUCGACCUGAUGCCGCCCCCCGGCAUGCAGUCCAUGGGCAUGGGACCAGAGGCGCCGAUGAUGGAGUCUUUGCCCAUGCAGUUUGGGCUGCAAUGCCCAGGCUUCUGGAAGCCUUGGGGUUCCCGACACAGACCGGCGCCCUUGGACAUCAGCGAGGAGCCGGUCGGAAAGGGAAAGAGCAAGGGCAAAGAGGAGGGGAAGGGCAAAGGAAAGGGGAAAGUUGCGAAGUCCGGCAAGUGGAACAGCCCGGAGGAGCCGCCAGGCUACAGGGCUAAGGGACGGAUGGCCUGGCACGAGGAGCCCAACGUCUGGGAGGUUUCUCGCGACCAGG